GAGAGAGGGAGAGGGAGAGGGAGAGAGAGAGCUCAGUGGGAGCAGCGAGCAUGGCGCUGAACCUCAGCAUCCACAGGCUCGCCUUACUCACUGCCUAUGAGGAUGUCAUCAACGAGAAGACCUCCACCGACUGGGCCCUGUACACUUACGAAGAUAACACUGACAAUCUGAAAUUAGCCGAUUCAGGAGCUGGUGGUCUACAGGAAAUUGCCACAAAGUUUGACAACCAGAGUGUGAUGUAUGGAUUCUGCAGUAUCAAGGAUUCUGGCUCUGGCCUGCCGAAAUAUGUCCUCAUAAACUGGGUUGGUGAAGAUGUUGAUGAUAUUCGAAAAUGUACAUGUGCUAGUCAUGUGCCAACAAUUGCAGACUUCUUUCAGGGUGCAAAUGUCAUUGUGAAUGCCAGCAGUCCCGAGGAUGUAGACUCAACUGCUAUUCGUCAGAAGCUGACCAAUGGCACGAUGCAUAUUUCAAGCCCAGUUUUGCGCCGGCUCCACCUGAAAGAAGAUGAUGAUUUACUGGGUCCAGUGGGCACGACAUACCAGAAGACAAAUGCUGCUAUUGAAAUGAAGCGAAUCAACCGAGAAUUGUUCUGGGCGCAGGCGAAGAGAGAAGAGGAGCUGAGGAAAGAAGAGGAACGUAAGAAACUGAUUGAGGAAAGAGAAAAAUUUGAGAAAGAGAGGAUGGAGCAAGAGAAGAAAGAACAAGAAAACAGAGAGCAAAGAUACCGAGAACGAGAGAAACAGAUAGAGGAAGAAAGGAAGAAACUGCAAAACCUGGAAGUUGAUGAAAUCAAAUGUCCAUCAAAACAGAACAACACCUGGGAUGUGCAGAGGGAGGGAAUGGAGGAGAAUGAGGACGAAGAGAACAAAGGAUCCAAGAUCAGUGAUUCUGCAGAGAAAGCAGCCGAAGCUGCAGCUCUCAUUGCACUGCGGGAUGGAAAUCCUCGGGAAUUCUUUAAGCAACGCGAACGAGCCAUGACAACAAGUUUUGAAACUGUACCUUUUUCAGGCCAAAGACCUGGUCGAGUGAGCAGCCCCUUCCUUAAGAAUCAACACAGUCUGCCCGAGCGAUCAUGGUCCCCACCAAGAUCCCUUUGCCCUCGAAUCGCUGCUAACCAUAACCCCCUCCAGUCUUGCCCCUCAUCUCAUCAGACACAAAUUGAAAUGACCAGGGUGGAGGAUGUAACAUCAUUCAGUGCUCCCGAGUCGGGUAUCGUUGCAACACCAAUUUAUGAGGAGAAUGAAGAGGCUGAAGUUGCCGAGCUUUCAAACAGAUUUCGGUUCACAGAUAAGACUGUGCUUGAGUUUCCAGAAGAACCUCCAAUUCAGUAUGGAAACCCAGUGCCAGAAUGGAAUGUGCCAAGCUAUAGUGAGGAACCUGGUCUUGUAGAUAUAGACACGCCAAACCCUGUCUGGCCUGAGGCCCCCAACUUCCUACACACUGAAGAUUCAGUACAGAGUGAGCAGGCAGGCUUCAUAAGUACUGGGGAACAGCCACAACAGCAACAACAACAACAACACCUUGUGGACAUUGGGAGUCCAGAAAUGAAUGAGAGUUUUCCGCAAGUAAAUGAGAAUUUACUGGACCUUUGGGAGGCCAAUGGAAUAGACCAGCUGCCCUCAAUGUCACACAGUGAGCUGGCAGAGAAGCCAUUGGUCUACACCAGUACUGAGGAAACUGAACUGAUUUUAAAUGUGCAAAGCCCACCGUUGGAUAAGACUGUGUCAACAAAUGCAGACAUUGAAGCAAAUAGCCAACUGCUUGUGAACUUCCAGGAAUCGUCCGCAGAGCAAGCUGCAGAGUUGGAGCCGGCUGAGUUGGAUCAGCAGCAGCCCCCGAGCUGUGGGGAAGCUGCGGAAGAGAACUUGCUGUGUUUCGAUGGUAAUGAAGGUCUUCCAGCACCACCUCCAGACUGUCUGGAUUCACAGCAGUGGGAGAACCUGCCGAGUCUCAUCGAACUGGAAGGCUCACAGCAGAUGAGUGAAGACUACUGCUUUGGAAUACAGGAGCUACCCAAACCUCAAGAUGCCCAGGCAGUUCAAGAUUUUUUCAACCAAUCACAGGAUGAGUAUAUUAAAGUCCAAACAUAUGUAGAGGAUAAUGCCAAUAAAAUACCAGAAAUUGAUAUUACCUAUUGUGACAAUGAUACUGACACUGAUCCAGACCAUUCUCCUGCAGACUGAUCUUACUCAGCGUGCUACUCUUCUGUAUGACACUUAUGCUUCAAGUAAUUGAAAAAGACAAAAAUUGCUAAGUUUUAAUUUUAGUCUGUGUUUACUAUUUUUAAUUGUAAUAAUUUGAAUGUAUUAUUUUCUAAAUUAACCUUAUUGUAUAUUAAUUCCACUUACAGCUGCUAGAUAGUCUGCUGAAGCUGAUAUGAUGUGACUAGCAGGUGUUAACUAUCACCAAUUGCUUUUCAAGUACCAUUUUCAAAAGCACAAAUUUUGUGAAAUGCUAAUUGCUGUUGUAUGAAAAUAAACGGUUUCUGAAAAUCCA
Molecule: messenger RNA, 2496 nt
Organism: Hemiscyllium ocellatum (epaulette shark)
Lineage: Eukaryota; Metazoa; Chordata; Chondrichthyes; Orectolobiformes; Hemiscylliidae
Gene: dbn1
Product: drebrin 1
Exons: 15
Coding region: 51-2183 (710 amino acids)
Biological process (GO): postsynaptic actin cytoskeleton organization; positive regulation of axon extension; regulation of actin filament polymerization
Cellular component (GO): site of polarized growth; actin filament; lamellipodium
Molecular function (GO): actin filament binding
Source: RefSeq, a predicted model, not a curated record